This is a messenger RNA of Mya arenaria, 8417 nucleotides long. Its product is annotated as SLIT-ROBO Rho GTPase-activating protein 3-like. Gene Ontology annotation, molecular function: protein binding. NCBI's taxonomy places the organism in Eukaryota, Metazoa, Mollusca, Bivalvia, Myida, Myidae. Bases 875 to 4297 code for a protein of 1140 amino acids. Gene Ontology annotation, cellular component: cytoplasm. The record is from RefSeq and is a predicted model, not a curated record. Gene Ontology annotation, biological process: signal transduction; negative regulation of cell migration. The transcript is spliced from 19 exons.
AAUAUGGUUAGAGUAGAAAGUGGUGAAAUUUGUCAGGAUUUUAUUGGAAAAACAUGUAACCCUCAGUGGGAAAGGAUGUGAAUUGUUUAGAGCACUUGAGCAGGUGUUUGAAUGGUAGGGCUUUAAAAAGCUUUGUGGUGGUUGAUGAUAUUGUUUUGUCCAUUGAGGAGUUUGAAGCAGUGAAGUUUAAUAGUAAAACUGUCUGAAAUGGCAAACUUAAAAGAGCUGUUGGUUUUUCUUAUGCCUUACAACUCUGUGUUUUACUUUUACGAUUGAGUGCACUGUGAUUUAAAUUUGUGAGGUUUAUAUCGGAAAUACCUAGUGUUAUUAUGUUUUGUACAUUGACAUUAUGAUCCUUUGCUCACUGAUAAAGAUUUCCUUCAACUAUUCACAAUGUCAGCUGGAUUAUUGUUUCGUAUUGUUUUAAACUGACAAUGAAUAAACCUGUUUGUUUUGAAUGAAUACAAUCAAUGAAAGAGUAAAUAAACAUGGUUUAGAAUUUUUGAACUGAAAUUUGAAUUAUAACUUGAAGAUUGAUGACAAAUUUUAAAUUGCAUGAUCAUGUGGUUUGGUUUUAUUUUUGGAAAUUAUUAACUGUGACUUUUCUGAAUAACAAGAUAUAUAUCCGAUUUAGAAUGUUAUCUUUCAAGAGCCAUAAUUAUAUUGCUCAUGUUUUAAUACAAACAUUCUAUAUAAAGCUGUAUCUGGCAGGAAACAGGAUUCAAUAUAUAUUAAAAUUAUGAAAACAAUACCAUUAUGAUGGCAAGUUAUCAGACUUCAUGUUCAUAAUCAUACCGUUGCCUGAAGCCGGCAAAUUUGGAUUACUUAUAUAUAUAGAAGUGAAAAUUUCUGAAAAUAAUAAAAGUGAAAAAAGAUGGCAACUCCAUUAGGGGAACGUUCACAGUUUGCGCGAUCUUCUCUACGCAGAUCCAAACGUCGUGUCCCAGGCCAUGGACUAAACAUUAGACAGCAACUAGCAGAACAGCUAAAAUGUCUCGAGGGUCGUCUAGAAACGCAGAUGGCCAUGGUGCAGGAGAUCCAGGACUUCUAUCGACGAAAAGCAGAGCUCGAAAUGGAAUAUUCCAGAAAUCUGGACAAACUUGUAAAAAAUACCUGGUCUCGACACAAACAGGAGAAACAAAAACGUGAGCACUGGGACAAAUUCAGCACGUUCAACUGUUGGUCACAGCUGCUUGAGAUCACGCGGAAACAGAGUCACGACCAUGGGAUACUUGCAGAGAUCUGCGGACAGCAUGUGCACAACAGGCUUGCGGAAAUACAAGACAACUCACAGCGGCUUUUUAGACGGUGUAAAGAUAUCGGGUCAUCCAGCCAUGAGGACAUUCUCAAGACACUGUAUGAACUCCAAAAGGCAAUGAAGACCUACCACCAGUACCAGCAAGAGAGCAAAACCGCAGAAGAAGCCCUCAAGAAGGUUCAAUCACAGAAGUCGAAGGUGGAGCAGCAACUCUCGGGGAAGUCCCUGUCCUCCAGCAGAAAGUUCAAGAAGAUUGAGAAACAGGAAGAUGAGAAAAAGGACAAAUACUCAGUGAACAAGUUGAAAGCCCUUCAUGCACGUAACGAGUACCUGCUCAAUAUUGAAGUCGCCAACUCUGCGAUCCAUAAAUACUUCGCUGACGAUGUCUCCGACCUUAUGGAUUGUAUGGACUUCGGCUACCACAAUUCCAUACGUGGAACGGUAAUGAUCUACCAGACAGCCCACUGCAACAUGCGGAACUCACACUUAGCUGCAGUGGACCUGCUCAAUGACGUCAUAUCCCGCAUGGAUCCACAGAACGACAAGCAGAAAUUCCUCGAGCUGAACAACCAAGCAUUCAUGCUGCCGAAAAAGUUUGAAUUUCAGCCAUAUCGGGGAGAUGAGAUGCGUCAGAUCAGUGCUCAAAAACCUGUUCAAGACCAGCUGGUGCAGAGUCACAACUCAUCACAGAAUGUUCUAGAAAAACUCAAGUUGGAAAAUGAUGAGACAUGGAAAUCAUUGGAAGCCACUGAAAAGUCUUUGACGGAACUGAUAAACCGUAAAGACAUUGACGUCACCAGUUUGUUUGUAGACGAAAAUACUCCGCCAAGAUCGCCCCAUGAGACGGACAAAAAACGAACUCAGCGUCUGGAAACUGAAAAAUAUUACUUAGAUAAAUUUGAGUCCUACACCCUCAGCAACAACAGAAUUGCGAGACUUCAGGCCAAGUUUAAUGCCAUUCAGAAAGCCCUUGGCGAAGAUUCAGCCUCUAGUGGAGUUAGAGUGAGAAAAGGCUCUGAGAAGUUGAUAUAUCUAGAACUGAGUAGGAGGUUUUCUCUCAAUAGGCCGCCCUCCUUGCCCCCUAAACCAAAGAAGCGACGUAUAGGUCGGAACCCACAGGUCGGGCAGCCGAAACUAUUUGGUGGAAACUUGGAUGAAUAUAUUGAGGCAACAGGCCAUGAAAUCCCUACAGUUAUUAAAAGCUGUAUACGGGUCUUGAACCUGUACGGCAUGCACCAUCAGGGGAUCUUUAGAAUUCCCGGCUCACAAGUCGAAAUCAACGACCUGAAAACAGCAUUCGAGAAAGGCGAUGAUCCACUAGCAGACGAAGAAGACGCAUGUGAGAAAAUAAACUCUGCAGCUGGAGUUCUCAAAAUGUUCUUCAGGGAGCUGAAACCUCCACUUUUCCCCUUGCCGCUGUUUGACGAGCUUAUUAACUGUAGUCGUCUAGAUGAGCAGGCUAAGAUAGACAAGAUCAAGGAACUGUUGCUGUCACUAUCCAGGCCGAUAGUCAUCGUCAUGAGAUACCUCUUUGCAUUCCUCAACCAUCUGUCUGAAUACUCUGACGAGAACAUGAUGGACCCCUACAACCUUGCCAUCUGUUUCGGCCCGACUCUGAUCCCCAUCCCGCCCGACCGCGAUCAGGUCACGUUCCAGACGAAUGUCAACGAGGUGAUCAAGACAGUUAUACGAAACCAGGAUGAGAUUUUCCCGUCUGAUGGAGGAGAGAUGUAUGAAAAAUGUAUCGUUGAUAUGGGACAAGACUCCCUUGAUGGACUGGAGGAGGAGGAGGGAGAGAGCUCCAUGCCGAGUGAUGAUGACGAAGACACAGAAGUCUAUGAGGCCUCAGCAUUGUAUGACUUCAAGGGGCGUACAGAUCGCGAACUCUCAUUCAAGAAGGGAGAUAACCUUGUCCUGUACACGAAGGCGUCCGCAGAGUGGUGGGAGGGGGCAUUCGCAGGGAAGGAAGGCCUCAUACCAUCCAAUUAUGUAGCUAUUAAGCACCAACCCGAGGAUAAGAAGAGCAUUUCAGAUGACACAAAAAGCACUUCCUCUUCUUCGUUGUCACUGUCCUCUAGAUCCGGGGAGCAUGGAAGCUUGAAAUCAUCAAGUGUCUCAUCAUCAAAGAUGCUUAUGGAAUCUGAGAUUAAAGAAACUGUAAUUGAUGGACCAAAGGAGCCGCAAGAGCUAAUUGUUGGAAAUGUUGGAAUUAUUACUUCUAGUCCAGGAAAUCUUAUGAGCCAAUCGAUGUUUACUGAAAGUCGAUUGUCAGAAUCGAGGUCAAGUACAAAAAGUGACUCUGGGUCUCGAUAUCAUCUUGGUCAAGGAGUAGAGUUACUCAAGAGACAAGUAUCGACUCCAGAAAAGACAGACUCUAAUCAAACCAGUGCUUCGGAGGAUAUUACUAGUAUGGAUAAUGUUUUAGCUGAGAUUAUGUCUGACGUAAGAUCUCUGGAGCUACAGCAGACUUCAGAUAAAAGAAUGAGUCUGCCAUUUCAGAAAAAUAAAUCUUCCGCUAAGCACACUCCAGAUUUAGUCCUAGACUUACCUGAAGGAUCAAAUUCACCAUCGUCACAGGAUGGCAGUGAUCAUGAUAGUCCUACUAUGAGUGCUGCCGAAACGUUUGCUAAAUCUAAUCAAGGGACUCUAAAAAAGGCUGCCUCAAUGCCGAGAAAUAUUUCAAACUCAGAAAUGUACAAAACAGAUAUACAACAGCAAAAACCUAGUGACCCUCUAAACAAAUCAGGGCCUAUGCUAUCCACAUUUGGUUUCAAACGUGAUGAUGUUACGACACCUUCAGUGGCAAUGUCGGGCAGGAAGUAUAGCCUAGAUGAACACCAUUUAAAAUCCUCCCCAAUGUCUCAAGUGCAUAGUGUUAGUUUCACUCCUCCCAUCUCCGAAAAGCCAAAACCACCAUUAAAGGUAAAACCACCUGUUAUGAAGAAACCGUCAACCCGUUCGCCAGAUAUGUCGAGACGGUUGGAGACCAAUUUGGACAAUAUUCCGCCAAAAUCGACUUCUCCGUCAUCUUUUAAGUAAAAUGUGCAAUUUUGAGCCUGAAAUUCAGGCAAUUAUUUAUGUUUUAAUUGAUUUUGCAAUUGAAAAAGAGCUCAAUUUCAGAAUGUAUUGCUUUAACUUGAGUGUAACAUGAUAACAGUGGGUCACUGCGAUAUAGUCUAAACAUGUGUAUGUUAGAAAUAGGAUGUUUAUUACAUAAGAUAUGUUUUGUUAGAUGAUUUUUUUCUUUGCUGUGACAAAAUUGGAAGAUCAUGCCUAAUUUUAUAAUUAACGCCUUAGAUCAGUAAUAAUUUUUAUUUUGAAUAGGUCUCUUUUUCUUGCAAUGUUAAAGCAAAGACUAUCAAAUCAAAUAUAAUUCAUAGGAAAAAUAUUUUUAACAAGAUUUUCCAUUGUUAUUGCUAUGUUUCUUGGAAACCUAGAAAGAAAUGUAAGGUUUAACAACUGUAUGUUUAAUAAAAAAAUGUUCACUUGCUUUGCAAAAGAAUAAUUAUGGUUUCUUAUAUACCCUUAUCAUUAUAAACGAUGUCAUAGUGGAAUUGUGGGGGACUUUAUCAUAUUCAGUGAUAAUUUCUAAAGAUUUUACCGAUGUGUUCCCAAACAAAACAGUUUCCUCAAUGUUUGCAAUUAUAAUGAGUGCAUUUAUUAUUAUUCAGCAUAAUAUAUAAUAUACUCUCUGUAAAUAGAUGGAGGUUAUUUUUAUUGGUAUAUGUUUUUGUACAUGUGUAAAUAGACAAAUUAAUCAUUUCUUCUGAACUAUCUCUCGAUAUAUGUAAAGCAAAAAGUCUACAGGACAAGGGUACAUUUAUUCUAUAAGUAAGCUAAAAUGGCUGCAAUUUUUAAAAUAAUUUAUCUAAUUAUUUUUGCCUUUUAUCUGUCAUGUUGAUUGUUAAUUUGUGUACACAGUGGUCGAAAUUUAUAGGACAAGUUUGUAAGCCAUGCACGGUUAAAUGUUUACCAGGCAUGCAUUGAUUCUGGAUUUUAUGUAGAAGGGUGUUGUUUUGUUUUUAAAAAGUGAUGCCCACCGCUGGUGUAAUAAUUCAGACUUGUUCAUCCAAAUGUCUUAUUGUUAUGAUUGUGUACAUGUACAUGCUUGGGUACAUUGAAUUAAUACUCUAGUCAGUAAAUGGUCGGAUUUUCUGCAUUUUAAUUGCAAUGCAAGGAAAUGUACAGACUUAAUACUAAAACAGACGUAGGUGAUGAUGUUAUUUGUCUUUGUUAAUCUUUAACAGACUACAUUUGCUGCAUCCAUAAAGCAUUUUACAAAAAUAUGGCCUUUCAAAAAGUGUGAAAGCUUAGGUCAGGACUCAAGCAUUAUUAUUAUUUCAUGUCUUCCAGAAAUUAUGAAUUAUCAUACCACACGGGAGUACUUGGGUAAUGCUAUAUGGUACUAUUUGAACCUAGGUUUGGAUACUAAUGAGAAAUUGCUCAUACAUAAAGCUUUAUUGAGUGUUAAGGUAAAACAAUUUACUCUGAGGUGCAGAACCCAUAUUCACUUAUGUCUUCAGUCUGAGUUCGAGACUCGGGCUCAGAACGCUGAAUUCUUGGAUGUUUUAAGAUAUCUCUAAUAUAACUAAAUUUGACAAAUGAUUUUUUUAUAUUACAUUCGUUUUACUCAUUCCUUUGAAAUAAUUGUGAAAUGUUUAAGUUAUAAUAUACCCUGAAUUUGUUUACCACUGUUGCUGUACAAGACAGAAAGUUGCGAUAAUGUUAAGCUUUGCGGUUCUUGUGCCAUGAUUAAGAACAGUCUCAAGUCCAAAUCUAGACUCAGACUCAUUUUUCUUUUAAAUAGAUAAGAAUCAUCUUUAUUCCUUUGGUUUUAUGAAAAAUAAAUGUGAAUGAGUUGACAAUUUAGCAAUUUCAUCAUCAAAACUCAACUAGAUAAAACUUGGCAAUAAAAUAAAGAUUUAUAGUUCUGCUACUUGAACCUGAACUCUGAACGUUAGUAAUUAUGGGCCAAGACGUUGGUGAAUAAGCCCAUUAAUGUCUGUUGAAAGUCCCACACAGAUGAAAGAGCCACAAGACUCCUAUCCUAGUAAUUACAUGCAUUAACAUGCAGUUGUUUCAAUGUUCUUCAAUGUGGGUUUAGCUAAAGAAAUCAUAUUUCUGUUUGUUAUACAUGUAUAUAUACACUGUAAGUAUCCGGAUGUUAGUUAUUUAAUUACAUAUUCUCACUCUAAGCUUAGCACAUAAUCAAGAUUUGUUCAAGCACUAGCCUGAAUUUUAAUAUUGUUCUGUAAAGUACCAAAAACUAUACAAGCUUAACUAUAUAAAUAUAAGCAUACUGAAAGUUUCUACUAGCCUGAAAACAUUGUUUGAUUACUAUCUUAAAGUUUUUAUUGCAAAUGUUAAUUUCAAUCCCAAAAAGAGUGUGGCAUUUGAAAUAAUACGACCGUCUUAAAUAAUACGACCGUCUUUUUGUAAUAGUUUUCUUAAUAUUAAGAGUAGGUUUUAGCAAAGUGUUUUGGACGUCUGUGCUUUGGGUCUGCCACAAUUGAGAUAAUGUGUAAUGGGAUUAUUGCAGCCCUAGAUAAUAACUGCUUUGUUUAACUGAAGAAUAUAUUUGAUCAACGCCAUAUGCAUUUUAUUGUCCAGGUUAACCGUGUGACAAGUAAAUUUUUCCAUUACGAUAAUUCUUAGAGCAAAAUGCUGACUUGAAUUGUGUACCUUUUAAUUUGUGUUAAUCCUUUCUUGAAUUGUUUUGAUUCCUUAAUGUGUCUUUGUUUUCAUGUAUAUUUGUGAUUUUACAUGUUUGUUGUAAAAAUUCAAAGUGCAAUUUCUUUUUAUUGGAGUAUGUUAAUUUUCUUGUUAUUUAGUUUGUAGAGAAGUGUUUAAUGUCCAUAAUUUUCUUAAAUAAUAAUUAAUAACAAAAGAGAAACAUUGUUUCCUUUAGAAUUUCUUAAUUGAUCUUGAACAGAAACAUUUUAGAUCACUUUCUCAGUUCUCUUAAAAGGAUGUAAUGGCUAUAGCUAUCAUAAACAUGUGUAUAUUGGAAGGAUUUGGGGCAAAUUGUUCAGAACUUCAAUAAAGUUAACAAUAUUGUUAACAUCAUAGAUGUUUAUUGUUAACGUCAUAGAUGUUAACUUUCAAAUCUUUACUGCUCUGGAAGUUUUUAAUAUACCAGUAUCCUUGUGAUCUGCAGUAUUUCGAACAAGAUCUAAAACAGCUUUGAAUAAUAUGAGCUCAUCGUCAAAUACUGGUAUGUCACAUUUAAAACCUUCCAAGGAACUCGUUAUUCAUAUUAACUUAGCAAAGUUCUGACAAAUCGGACCAUUGUUUCCUUUAAAGACUCCUUAAAUGGGAACUAAAUUUAAUUUUCCUUUUUCUAUUAAAUGGAGUUCAACAUUUAGUCAACAUUACACUUUUUAUUCAAGUAUUUAGUGUGGUCGAGGGAUGCAAGUGAAGAUGUUCCUUGUCACUUGGAACAUUUUUUAUUUCACCCAUUGUUGGCCAAUAAACAUAAAUAUUUUGAUCUAUCAAGGAGACUGUGUUUCAUUAAAGCCCUGAACAUGCUGGGCAUGUCAUUGUGUGUCAACCAGUACUGCAUAAUGGCUGUGACACAUUGUCAGAAUGAUGUACCGUUAAUGCAUAAUUUCCAUUUUCUAAAGGUUAGCAUAUUUUUAACAAAACAUUAUCAUCAAGUACAUGAGAAUAAAUGUUCUCACUUUUAGAAAUUGAAAGUACAGAUUGAAACAACAUUUUUUUAAUCAUUUUGUACUGAAGUAUAUAUAGGUGAUUAUUCUUCUUGUGUGCUAAAAUGCAUUAGUUUGUUAAUUCGUAUCAAUUCAUUAGAAAGUAUUUUAUUCAAUUUCAUGCUGGCAUUGUAUAAAGCAUUUCUGUCUCUCAUUUGUGUUCAGUCUAACUCAAAGAUAUUCAAGGAAUAUUAUCAUGUGUAUUUCAUAUAUAAAUAUCUUAAUAGUAACACUUCUAGAUAGACAGAACGUGUAAGUUUAUAACUGUAAGUGACUUUUCUUAGUGCACCAUUAUAGUGAAAAAAUAUGUAUGUGCAAUGCCAUUUCAAGGUGUUAUUAAACUAGAGACUAGACUUGUGUAUAUAUUCUAGAAACUGUUAAGCUGUAUUUUAUAUAAAAUUGUGCUAAAACAGAGGAGACCAUAUUCUUGGUGAAAUAAAGAAUAAAAAUAA